AUGACGAAGAAAGACAAGACGUGGGAUGGAUCAAUGAUGCCUUCGCAAAAAGGCAAGCUUGCUGUUGUGACGGGUGCUAACUCGGGUAUUGGUUUUGAAGUGGCUAAAGAGCUGGCAGCGCACGGUGCGCAUGUGAUUCUGGCGUGUCGCAACGAAGAGCGAGGACAACAGGCAGAGGAACGGAUCCGUAGUGAACUGGCCUUGAUGCCAAAUGAAGUUGUUGGCUCGGUUGAGGUUAUGCAAGUGGACAUUGGAGACUUUGACAGUGUGCGUGAAUUUGCUCGUGCAUUCCACGACAAACUUGACCACCUCGAUCUGCUCAUUAAUAACGCUGGCGUGUACGGACCGACUCAACGCCACACACCGAAUGGGUUAGAGAUCCAUUUUGCCACCAAUCACUUGGGUCACUUUUACCUAACAAGCUUGCUAUUGGACUUACUGCGCAAGUCAAAGCACCAAGCCCGUGUAGUUAGCGUAAGCAGUGUCACCCAUUACUUUGCCUGGAUGUUUCUCAACUUUUCGAAACUGGGACACACAAAAGGUAGCAGUGCCGACUAUACGACGUCUAAAUUGGCCAAUUUGCUUUUUUCUUUCGAACUACAGCGUCGAUUGGAGUCUGCUGAGGUAGGAAAUGUAGUGGCUGUCGCAGCGCAUCCAGGUGUCACGCAUAGUGACAUUUGGAACCGUUUCUACACUGCCAAAUUUCCAAAAUGGCUGGCUAAAAUUGCUAUACGGGUGGGGUCGUGGCUGCCAUUUAUGACGCCACCAAUGGGUGCGCUCUCAAUUUUGUAUGCUGCGACGAUGGAGAGUGUAAAAGGAGGGGAAUACUAUGGCCCUAAUGGAUUCUUGCAUUUCCGAGGCUAUCCCGCUCUCGAGGCUGGCUCCAAGUCGAGCCAUUCAUUAGAAAAUGCAAAUAAGUUGUGGAAGCUCAGUGAAGACAUGAUUAACGAGGAAUUCAAACUCUAG
Messenger RNA from Plasmopara halstedii, 966 nucleotides. RefSeq lists its product as hypothetical. Lineage: Eukaryota; Oomycota; Peronosporomycetes; Peronosporales; Peronosporaceae. Bases 1 to 966 code for a protein of 321 amino acids. The transcript has a single exon. The record is from RefSeq and is a predicted model, not a curated record.